Molecule: messenger RNA, 984 nt
Organism: Echinostoma caproni
Lineage: Eukaryota; Metazoa; Platyhelminthes; Trematoda; Plagiorchiida; Echinostomatidae
Source: the annotation of a GenBank genome assembly
AUGGAACAGGAAUUGAUCCGUGCUCGACGUGAACUGGCCGAUCUGUCACGAUUGAAAAAGGCGAAAGAGGCACGCGAAGCGGAAUGUAUGCGUUUGCGCAACGAGAUCCAGUCGCUGAAAGUGUCCAUGGUUCGAACGGCCAAACAGUUAAAGGAUGAGAGUACGGAAUAUCGACGUUGGCGUGUGGAAAAAGAUCGUGAGUUGCGCAAAUUGCAAGAGCAUGAUCGUCGUUUGCAAUCAGAAAUGUCACAAAUGGCAUCCGUACACGAACGUCAACAAGCAGUUCUGAAACGCCGUAUUGAGGCAGCCGCUGCCACUGAACGUCGACUAAAAGAGCUUUUACUACGUCAACGUGAUCGGCGCAAUGAGCGCGAGAAGCGUCAGACAGAGAUUGCCGGCACUCUGAAUAGCAAAGUAGAUUUCGCCUCUCGUGUUCGGGCCUGGGUCAGUGCGGACUUGGACAUUCAAGUGGGCAUGGGAGAAGCUCGACACCAUUUGCACACAUUGAUGGACUCACGACGUACACUUUGCGACCAGUUACGCAAAGCUGAGACUGAGUUGUCCGCGUGUGACGGGAAAGAAACCGCGGAACGAGAACAUUGGACGGUCGAGGUGAAACGGUUGACCGAUGCGAUUGAGAGUGAAACGCAGCAGAUCACGGAUUUGCAGCAAAAGNUACUCGAUGCCGGUGAACGCUCCUCGCCGUCCGAGUCCGGCGCUCUCAUGUCGGUCGGACAAACGGAACAGAUGCUCAGCUCGCGGUUGGCUCAGUUGCACAACAUUCAAGAGGCACGGAUCGCGUCGCACUUGGUUGUGCAAGGGUUAGAGGUGCACCCUCGAACAAAAGCCGAGCGACGCUGGAGACGUCACCUCAUUCCCAAGUUUCUGCAUGGAUCGUCUUACAAUGGUACAUCACGUUUAUGCUACGGCGUUCCCGGUAAGCGACGCACCCUGCGCCCUCCCAGUGGCUGGGGUGACAAAUGA